Molecule: messenger RNA, 1746 nt
Organism: Penicillium brevicompactum
Lineage: Eukaryota; Fungi; Ascomycota; Eurotiomycetes; Eurotiales; Aspergillaceae
Product: GMC family oxidoreductase
Exons: 1
Coding region: 1-1746 (581 amino acids)
Molecular function (GO): flavin adenine dinucleotide binding; oxidoreductase activity, acting on CH-OH group of donors
Source: RefSeq, a predicted model, not a curated record
AUGCCGAUCCAGGACAAUGCUAGGUUCGACUUCAUUGUCGUGGGUGGAGGCACGGCCGGUAACGUAGUUGCUGGUCGUCUGGCUGAGAAUCCCAAAGCCAAGAUUCUGGUCGUGGAAGCUGGCGUUGAAAAUGCCAAAGACCUUGAGCCCAUCCGGGUUCCGUCGAAUGCAAUGGAGCUCCGGGACAGCGAGUAUGACUGGUCCUUCAAAACCACCAUGGUCAAGCGAGAUGACUAUGAGCGCGUCGAGAAGCCCAACACUCGCGGGAAGGUCCUUGGAGGAAGUUCCUCCCUGAACUACUUCACCUGGGCCCCGGGUUCCAAGGGCACGUUUGACAUGUGGGAGGAAUACGGUGGAAAAGAGUGGACAUGGGACCCUCUGGUGCCCUACCUGCGGAAGAGUGCUACCUACUACGAUGACGAAAAGGCGUAUUCGCCAGACCUGAAGAAGAUUGGCCAAGGUGGCCCGAUUCCGAUCUCCCACUCGGAAUUAAUUCCCGAGAUGAAGCCGUUCAGAGACCUGCUUACCAAGGCUUGGAAGUCUACCGGUCAUCCCGUCACCGAGAACAUCUUCGACGGAAAGAUGUCUGGUCUGACCCAUAGUGUCAACACCAUCUAUAAGGGCCGGCGCUCGGGCAGUUUCCUUUGUGUCGCCGAUAAACCAAAUAUCACCAUCCUUCCUCAAGCGCACUCCAAGAGGCUGAUCAUCGAUGCCGCGGACAAGACUUGCAAGGGUGUGACUGUCAUCCUGACUUCCGGUCAGGAGCUCAACCUUUUUGCGAUCCGUGAAGUCAUCGUCUCGCAAGGUGUCUUCGAGACUCCCAAGCUGCUCAUGCUGAGUGGCAUCGGGCCCGCCGCGGAACUCAAGAAGCACGGAAUCCCCAUGAUCGUCGACAAUGCGCACGUUGGACAGCAUCUCUUGGAUCACCCCGGUGUUCCGUUCGUCCUUCGCCUGAAAGACGGCUUCGGCAUGGACGACUACAUCCUGCGGAAGGACACUCCACACAACAAACAGGCCAUCAAAGCGUAUGAGUCCAAUCACCGUGGUCCACUGGGCUCUGGAUUCCUCGAGAUGGUUGGGUUCCCCCGAAUUGACAGCUACUUGGAGAAGGAUCCUACUUAUCGUCAAGCCAAGGCCUCGAACGACAACAAGGACCCAUUCUGUCCAUACGGCCAGCCCCAUUUCGAACUCGAUUUUGUUUGUCUGUUCGGAAGUGCAUUCCAGUGGCACUACCCGACCCCAAGCAAAGGCAACUACAUCACCGUCAUGGUUGACCUCGUUCGGCCUGUCUCCGAGGGUGGCGAGAUCACGCUGAACAGCGAUGAUCCCUUGCAGCAGGCCAACAUCAAUCUCAACUACUUCAACAACGAUCUCGACAUCAUCGCCAUCCGCGAGGGCAUCCGCUACGCUUACGACGUUCUCAAGAAUGGCGAAGGCUUCAAAGAUAUCAUCGAAGACGAAUACCCCUGGCCCAUGCCAUUGCAUGACGAUAAGCUCAUGAGGCGAACUGUGCUCGACCGCUCCCAGACUUCUUUCCACCCUUGCGGUACCGCCCGUCUGUCCAAGAACAUCCAGCAGGGUGUGGUUGACCCCGGUCUCAGGGUCCAUGGCAUCAAGAAUCUCCGUGUGAUCGAUGCGUCUUGCAUCCCCGUCAUUCCUGACUGCCGGAUCCAGAAUUCCGUGUACAUGAUUGCCGAGAAGGGUGCUGACGCUAUCAAGCGUGAUCACUUCGACUUUUACAAAUAG